This is a messenger RNA of Ixodes scapularis (black-legged tick), 432 nucleotides long. RefSeq names its product acetylcholinesterase. Gene Ontology annotation, biological process: acetylcholine catabolic process; choline metabolic process. Bases 1 to 432 code for a protein of 143 amino acids. Lineage: Eukaryota; Metazoa; Arthropoda; Arachnida; Ixodida; Ixodidae. The record is from RefSeq and is a predicted model, not a curated record. Gene Ontology annotation, cellular component: plasma membrane. Gene Ontology annotation, molecular function: acetylcholinesterase activity. The transcript has 2 exons.
AUGGGAUGGAAAGAACUGCUUGGAGAUAUCUUGUUUCGCUGCCCCAUGCAUUCUAUGGGAGAACUUCUCAUUAAAAAGGGGGCAACCGUGUACUUUCAAGAGAUUUUGCCCAAGCCUUCCUUCAGCGUGUUCAGCGCUGAGUAUGCAGCUCAUAGCGAAGACGUCUUUAUGCUUUUUGGCUACUCCUUCCUUUACCCGUGGCUGGCCACAGACGACGACAGAAACACCACUCUUCGAAUGAUCCGAACGCUGGCGGACUUCGCACGGGAAGGGAAGGUGCCUGCUCUAGAGAACGGAAAGGAGUGGCCGAAAUACUCGACACUUGCUGGAUCUCCCGUGGUCCAACAAACAGAUUCUGGCUACUCAAUGGAGGGACCGACGCGGGACUGCGAACUUAUACGCUUUCUGUCCGCUCUUAUUGAAGGCUCAUGA